AUGAGGGUCCAGCCAGGCAAAAGGACUCUCCUUACUCGUUUAACCCUGCAUUCCACUCCCUUUGAAACCAUGGCGUCAGAGUCGCCGCGACCCGCCUCCCCGCGCGAGGCUGAUCCAGAGCAAAGCAGAGCGGCGGAUGCUUCGGCCGACCACAAUCGUUCGAGAGAUCUAGAUUCUACCCCAGAAGGAGAACGGACGGCAACUGCUGAUUCUUCAAAAGUCCCGUCUUCUAGUUCGUCCGAAUCGGGCGAGGCCAGCGAGAGCGCGUCCCCCGCGCCUGCCGACGAGAAGAAACCUGCAUCUUCCUCCGAUGCGCCGCCUCUCCCCAGCGAACACCCGCCACUGCCUUCGGGGCCGCCUCCCGCGACUGAAGAUGACGGCUGGGAUUUCCAGUGGGAUCCCAACUCCCAGGCCUACUUCUUCUACAACCGCUUUACCGGCAUGACCCAAUGGGAUAACCCGCGCGUGCCAACAGCCGGAGCAUCUGCGUCGACCAGCACUGCUGCAGCACCACCAGCACCAGCGCCCGGAACAAGCACGACAUCUGCUCCGCUGCCCCUGGCUCCCCCGCCUCUUCCGUCGAACGACCGGCCAGCCGCCGGUGGCUACAACCCCGCCAUUCACGGCGACUAUGAUCCGAACGCGUGGUACGCGCAGGGAGACAAGACUGAUCAGGACGACGAGGCCCAACAAGCCGCCGUACUGGCGGAGCAGGGCUACAACGCCACUGCGCAGUUUAAUCGCUUCACUGGCCAGUUCCAGACGAUGGGAGAGGGUCCCGACCGCCACUCGGACGAGGCCAAGAGCAGACGGCAGAUGAACGCCUUCUUCGACGUCGACGCCGCCGCCAACGCGCACGACGGCCGCAGUCUCAAAGCCGAACGGAGCGGCAAGAAGCCUUCCAAGUCAGAGCUUAAGCAUUUCAAGGAAAAGAGACGCGCAAGGAAGGAGGAAAAGCGCAGGGCAUGGUUGAGGGAUUGA
Molecule: messenger RNA, 981 nt
Organism: Colletotrichum truncatum
Lineage: Eukaryota; Fungi; Ascomycota; Sordariomycetes; Glomerellales; Glomerellaceae
Product: WW domain-containing protein
Molecular function (GO): protein binding
Source: RefSeq, a predicted model, not a curated record